Molecule: messenger RNA, 2338 nt
Organism: Thermothielavioides terrestris NRRL 8126
Lineage: Eukaryota; Fungi; Ascomycota; Sordariomycetes; Sordariales; Chaetomiaceae
Exons: 5
Coding region: 111-2162 (683 amino acids)
Biological process (GO): protein phosphorylation; mitotic DNA damage checkpoint signaling
Cellular component (GO): nucleus
Molecular function (GO): ATP binding; protein serine/threonine kinase activity; protein binding
Source: RefSeq, a predicted model, not a curated record
CCGUCCAAAAACAAGAAUUACUCAUUUGCGCCGCCUGACCUGCCAGUCCAGGUAACCUCUGGUCACGGCGAGUGCGAGUGCGAAUCCCGGUCAUCGCAGCUCGCGCAACCAUGGCUCCACGCGCCGAGGGCAGCCAUCUGAAGAGAGGCCGGGCCUCUGGCUCGCCGGCCGACGAACAAGAAUCCUUCAAGAAGCCGCGCCGCUCUGAGCGGCUGUCGCAGCGCGCCGAGAAGGAUGUGCUGAAGACCCCCGUGGUGAACCGUCACCACCUUCCCUCGCCGCUGACCCACCUCGCCAGCGAGAGCACCACCGAGUUCGACAAGGAGGCCACGGCCACGCCGCCGCAGGACCGCCCCAGCCAGGUUGCCCGCCGACGGGGCGACGACAACCACUCGCAGGGCCUCGCCUUCAGCUCUCCGCCCCAAGACACGCAAGCGUUCAGCCAACAGGACGUAGACCCAAACGCCCCGCUGGUCGAAGGCGUCGACGAGGUCAAGGAAGGCGUGUGGGGCUAUCUGCUGCCGCUGGACACGCGCUACGUUAAAGCCCCCGUGGUGUUGAGGAAAAGGGGCACCUGCCCGCCUCAUGCAGAUUCCGCGGAGACCAGCACGGCAUCUGCUGCGAGGAAAACCGCCGGAAGGGGCCGGAAACCAGCCAAGGACCAGUGCCAAAAGGACGGCCGAGCUUCCGGAGGGUACAUCAUCGGGCGGCAUAUCGAAUGCGACAUCAGGGUGGACGAUCUGCAAGUGUCGAACCGCCACUGUCUCAUUUUCACCGAGAACAAGGGCGACGACGUCGUGGCUGUGGUCGAGGAUCUAUCGACCAACGGGACAUUUGUCAACUCGGCAUAUCUGAAACGGAAUGAACGGCGAGAGCUGCAGGAGGGCGACGAGGUCGCCGUCACGCAGUCCAGCCCGGGCUUCAUAUUCAGGUACCCCAGGUAUCGCCACGGGAAGAGCUUCGCGCAACAGUACAAGAUGAUGCAGCGCCUGGGAAGCGGCCACUUUGCGCAGGUGUUUAUGUGCGCGGAAAAGUCGACUGGCACCUGCUAUGCCGUCAAGAGGUUCACCAAGGACCCGGACGUCGACGAGCGGUCCAAGUACGAGGGCCUGCACCAGGAGGUCGCCAUGCUCAUGGGCAUCAGCCACCCGAACAUUCUGUGUCUCAAGGAGACCUUCAACGAGCCCGAGGCCGUGUACGUGGUGCUGGAGCUGGCGCCGAACGGCGAGCUCUUCAACUACAUUGUCCAACACCAGAAGUUGUCUGAGGAUCAGACCCGCAAGGUGUUCGCCCAGCUCUUCGACGGGAUCAAGUAUCUGCAUGACCGAAACAUGGUGCACCGGGAUCUCAAGCCCGAGAACAUCCUUCUCAUGGACGAGGACCUGACCGUCAAGAUCGGCGAUUUCGGCCUUGCCAAGAUCGUUGGGGAAGCCUCGUUUACAACGACGCUCUGCGGCACGCCAAGCUACGUGGCACCCGAGAUCCUGGCGGAUAACAGGGCUCGCAAGUAUACCAAGGCCGUCGAUAUCUGGUCCCUCGGCGUGGUCCUCUACAUCUGCCUUUGCGGCUUUCCUCCCUUCUCGGACGAACUGAAGACGCCCAACUUCCCCUAUAGCUUAGCGGACCAGAUCCGCCAGGGGCUUUACGAGUAUCCGUCCCCGUACUGGGAUUCGGUCGGCGACCCAGCGCUCGAUCUCAUCGACAGGAUGCUCGUCGUCAAGCCCGAGGAGCGCUUCACGGUCGACCAGUGCCUCGCGCACCCGUGGAUGACGCAGAGCCCGCCGGGCCUGAACGACAGCACGAACGGCCUCGUCUCGGGCAUCGCCGGGCUCGAGAUGAGCCGGCGCGGCAUGGCGCGGGAGCGCACGCUGCUCAGCUCCAUCAACACGGUCCACGUCACCGACCGCGUCCCCGCCGGCGCGGGCAAGCCCGACGUGAAGGUGUACUCGAAGAACCCCAAUCACCGCCACCAAAAGGCUGCUGCCGCGCAGCCGAAGAGGGAAAUGCGGCCGGAUGAAAACCGCGAUCCGGCCGAGUUCAUGGUCAUGGGCGGCAAGGGCGACCAACAACUGUUUGACGAGACCGAGGACGGGAGUCGGUAUCCGACAGAGGACAUUGCGGCGAAGGGGAAGGGCAAAGCGAAGGGAAAAGGGGGUCGUUAAAAGGGGAUCGGGGGGUGUGUGUGUGGAGUUUUGAGGCUUGAGAUUGAGAGAGGGUCUAUUGCAAGCAAGGGUCUAAUGUAGGCGUGAUAUAUGUUUGGUUAUAGGUAUGGAGGGUUGUAUGCACCGGGAGUGGCCGUCGCUGGCAUCCGGCCACCCACAACGCUCCUCGCUGGUUU